ACAAAUUUUAUAGAUUUGUGAUUAAAAAUUUAAUUAUUGAAAAAAAAUCGUACAAGAAUCACUUAAAAAGAUAUGGCUUUUAAGCUUCUUGCGGUCACUGCAUGUAUAUUAGCAGUAACAAAAGCUAUUCCAGUAAGUCCACAAUAUGCUUACGCUCAACCCGCUCAAGUAGCAUACGCACAGCCCGCCCAAGUUGCUUAUGCACAUGCUCCUUUACAAAAAGUAGCUGUUGCCAAACAAGUAAUCGAAGAUUACGAUGCAAAUCCACAAUACAGUUAUGGAUAUGAUAUUCAAGAUCAUUUAACUGGUGAUAGUAAAAGUCAACAAGAGACACGUAAUGGUGAUGUUGUGCAGGGGAGCUACUCAUUAAUCGAUCCAGAUGGUGUGAAACGUACCGUAGAAUAUACAGCAGAUCCACAUAAUGGAUUUAAUGCAGUUGUACAUCGUGAGCAAUUGAGUGGUCACCAAGUUGUCAAAGCUGUUGCACCAGCUCAAGUUGCAUAUGCAGCUCAACCUGCCAAGGUUGCAUACGCUGCUCAACCGGCGUAUUAUCAACAUCAUUAAUUUUUUUUAAAUUUGUUUUUUAUUUUU
Messenger RNA from Chrysoperla carnea, 591 nucleotides. RefSeq names its product larval cuticle protein A2B-like. The transcript has 2 exons. The record is from RefSeq and is a predicted model, not a curated record. Gene Ontology annotation, cellular component: extracellular matrix. The coding region runs from base 73 to 564 and encodes 163 amino acids. NCBI's taxonomy places the organism in Eukaryota, Metazoa, Arthropoda, Insecta, Neuroptera, Chrysopidae.